UGGCCGACACAUUCGCUGAAGGGAAGGCAAACAAAUAUAUUGUACAUCUCUUCAAGAUCGGAAGCGGUUUCACUCUUAUGGAAGGUCCGUCGGUAUGGGAAGGUAGCGAGAAGACUGGGGGCCUGUGUGUGUGAAGCUCUGGCCGCUAGUGGCACCAACCGAGCAGCAGCGCGAUAUGUCCGACGAAGAGUGGCUCGGACGCGCCCUGUUGGCAGGCGACGACCCGCACAGCAGGGCCGCGCAGUCAAAAUGAAUGAAUGCACGGGCUCACAUAGCAGCUUGCUGGACCAACGCGACGAGUGAUCGCUGAACCCGCUGUCCUGCUACGGCCGGGAGAUCAGCUCGAGUGCAGUCGUUACCCAAAAUUGCGGGCGCGUGCAGAAAACAACAAACAACGAUCUUUCAUGAAAAUAAUGCACACUAAGCCGUUUCCAAUUGCAUUGCGCAUUCCUGGUCGCCGCCGUGAUAAGUAUAAACCAGGCGCCUAUUCUUGCCUUUGUCCCUCCGCUGCCGUCUCUUCCAAGUGCCACUCACUGUCGUCGCUCAUCAUCCAGCAAUCGACUUCAACUCUUGCUCUAGUCGUACCGAUGUUCUCGAUUCGACUCUUCGUGGCCGACCAUCCCCAUGGAACAUCAAUGGUAGACAUGGUCAAAGAAAUGGCGAGGAAGCCUAUGCCUCGCUAUCUAGAAUGCAGGCCAGCCACCUUCGCUCAGCCAACGCCGUGCGACCCUCGUCUUGAGGGGCGGGCCAAGUUCGCGGCGAUCCUCAACGGUGAAUGGAGUGGCGAGGAGGAGGCGCAAGCUGCAAGCAGACAUCAUAUAGCGGUCGACGAAAGUCGUCAAUCCGAGGACAUAGUCUAUACCACAUGGCCUCCAGUCUUGACGACCCAGACCUCCCCGAAACUAGGUCAAUCUAUGCCACCGACUUGCACCCACCUGCCUGGCGGGCAAAACAAUGGGGCCCCGGAGAUGGCACAACGGCAGUAUAAUGAAAGGAAGCGCAUCUUCCACAGAGCCGAAAAGCUUGUCACAGCGCGCUUGCUUGCAAACGAGGCUGCAGGAGAUACGCUCCUCCAGGAGAUCAUGGAUCUCACUCUCGCUGCCGCAGCCGAAGAUGCUGCCCUGGAGUCGACAGUGCCGACUCAUCCCCGGAUGGAGAGUGCGCCUAUCGUGCCGUCUCCACAGACGAAUACAUCGAACAGGGACCUGGCGCCAUGGGAGAGAAGGGUGCCACACCCUCUGGACUCGAGCCCUGCGUCCUCGACGACGCUACUCAGUCCCAUCGAUGCUUGGGAGCCACUUGCGACGUCAACGCCCCGUCCAGACAACCAGCGUGGCUCGCUGAAGGAACAUGCCACGCAGUAGGUGCGUUCAUACGCUACCUAAAUGCACAGUGCUGAUACCAUCACCGUGAGCAGUUGACCGUGGGCGGGGAAACCGGAGGGGGGAUAUGCGCGAUAGGAAAUGCUGCGGGGGAAAACGGCCUCAGGCUGUACGCCUCCAGAAUGGAAGCUGAAAGUAGUCGGACUGUAUAGAAUCGAGCCGCCGUCUUGUAACGCUGUUGAAUGUCUCUUCUUUCUGUGAUGUAAUGCAUUGUUCGAAGUGAACCCACGGCGCGAAACAUACAUCGCACUGGU
Molecule: messenger RNA, 1636 nt
Organism: Fomitopsis serialis
Lineage: Eukaryota; Fungi; Basidiomycota; Agaricomycetes; Polyporales; Fomitopsidaceae
Exons: 6
Coding region: 405-1364 (319 amino acids)
Source: RefSeq, a predicted model, not a curated record